Molecule: messenger RNA, 3574 nt
Organism: Phycodurus eques (leafy seadragon)
Lineage: Eukaryota; Metazoa; Chordata; Actinopteri; Syngnathiformes; Syngnathidae
Gene: rtn4rl2a
Product: reticulon 4 receptor-like 2 a
Cellular component (GO): plasma membrane
Molecular function (GO): protein binding
Source: RefSeq, a predicted model, not a curated record
CCUUGUGACGUAGGAGAGUCCACGGUGGCCACCUCACGAGGCGACUCGUUGGAUGCUGCCGCUAUAUAUGGCCACGGGUGUCCAUCAGCCGGCACACUCUCAGUCGCUCCGACUCGGGAACCAGGUCCUCAGCGGAGAUAAGGCAAUACUUCGCCCCACCAGGCUAACUCGCUUUGGGCUUUGGUUCAGGAUGGAAACCUUCUCGAUUCCUCGGAGCCGACGACGCUCCGUCGUGCGCAACUGCAAAAGCGGCCUCUCGCUUUGGUUGGUGGUGUGGAUGGUCCUCGGCAAGCCAAGUCCGGCGUUGGGGUGCCCGCACCUGUGCGUGUGCUACCCGAAUCCCAUGACCGUGAGCUGCCAGGCGCAGAACUUCACCGCCGUCCCGGCCGGUGUGCCGUAUGAGUCGCAGCGCGUUUUCCUCCAGAAUAACAGGAUCACGGAGCUUAGAGUUGGCUCUUUUGGCUUUGGGACCCAGGUCCUGUGGCUGUUUUCCAACAACAUUACAUGGAUCGAAGCAGGGGCUUUCAGUGAGCUGAGGGACUUGGAGGAGUUGGACCUGGGGGACAACGCUAACCUUCACCGGCUGGAAGGAGGAGCCUUCCGCGGCCUGGAGAAGCUCCAGAGCCUCCAUAUGCACCGUUGCAAACUCACCGCCCUGCCUCACGACAUCUUCCGCAAGCUUUACAGCCUCCACUAUCUCUACUUACAGGAAAACAAUCUCCACUUCCUGCAGGAUGACAUCUUUUCUGACCUCAUCAACCUGAGUCAGCUUUUCCUGCACGGAAACCGUAUACGCACCAUCUCAGAAAAUGUAUUCCACGGCUUGGUAAACCUUGACCGCUUGCUCCUUCAUGACAACCGUGUGAGGCAGGUCAACCGCCGGGCCUUUCGCGACCUUGGUCGCCUGACCAUGUUAUUCCUCUUCAACAAUUCCCUGCCCGAGCUGCCCAGUCAGACCUUGAGGGACACUCAGGGCAUAGAAUUCCUCCGCCUCAAUGCCAACCCGUGGUCCUGUGGCUGCGAAGCCCGCGCCCUGUGGGAGUGGUUCCGGGAGGCCCGUGUGUCUUCAUCUGAGGUGAUUUGCGCAUCUCCUUCCACGCGCCGUGGUCAAGACCUUCGCUUUCUUCGAGAAAUGGACUUCGCCCUCUGCCCACUGCCUGACCCAGGCUCCAUCGCCGGGUCCACCACCACCACCUUCAGUACGAAAACCAGAUGGUGGUUCCACAAAAACAAGCCCCAGUCAUCAACUAAAGGUCUCUUUGAGAAGUCUUCAGAGACCGUCAAAGCCGGCUUGUACGGGAAAGGCCCGUCCACCAGCACGUCAGUGGUCAAGUAUGAGUUGGGGGAGGAAGAACUGGCACUGCCUAAACUUGACCAGGAAGAGUACUGGGCAAACUAUGGCAACGAGGACUCAGGUGUCUCCCUGCGAUGCUUUGAGCUCGAAUGUCCACCUGAGUUUGACCUGCCUCCAUCUUCCUCCUCUCCCUCACCGUCCUGUCCCUCUUCCCUUUCACUACUAACCGUCUCAGUGUUCACAUUCAACCUCCACUUGCUAUUUGGCUGAAUCUAUCUUGAAGUGCCCUGCUCCUUACCUUCCAGCCUGUUUUAAAGGCUGCAAGUUCCAUAUUAAGACUCUCUAUACCGCCCUUGGCAGCUCUGUUGUAUGCCAAUCCUCAAGGCACAGCGAGCUUGAUAGGAAGAUUCUGAUUCUACCACCCUACAGGGCUUAACACUUUUCAGGGCUGCUAGAAGAUCUUUAGCUACAACACACUACAGGCAUGGUAUUGUGCUUGAAGCCUGAAUGAUGUCAUGAUUUUCCUGAAAUCAGGGCUGCGAGGGCUAAGUCCAUCAUUAACAUCAGCAAGAUUUGAAAGCAGUUGUCAAUGAUGUCAUUAUUUUUGUCAACUCAACUGAGUCAAAACUACUAGUGCUAUUAUUGCACCCAGGUAACUGGUUUAUACUAAUUACUGUUAGAAAACAGUGCGUAGUAACAAGAGUAUUGUAACCACUUACAGUGCCAUGUAAAUACCUGUGUUUGUUUGUUGUGCGUGCUCAAAUUGAUGUCGUCUAGCUCAUCUUGAUCCAGGCAAACUGUGAAGGCAACAAGGCAUUGAGGAGACAGAGAUCAUAUUCUUUGAAGCUGCUCAGGGAGUGACAUGAAAAGUGAAGAAAUUAAUGGUCUGACAUGAAAACGACAGAGUAAAGAGCAUUGUAAAGUGACAGAUUUAGAAUGAAGAAGGCGAGAGUGAGUGAGUGAUUGAGUGAGUGAGUGAGUGAGUGAGUGAGUGAGUGACUGACUGAGUGAGUGAGAGAGAGAGAGGGUUGACAGGGCCCUCACAAGAAUAGGUAUAGUAAAACAUCCACUCAUCAUCAGUUAUACUUAUUUGUAUCUCAAUAUUUUUGCAUUUUAUUCCCAUUUUCAUAUUUUCUGUAAAUAGGGUGUCAUUUACGACAAACACUGGAAACGAAUUCUUCCUUUCAGGAAGCCUGGGAUUGGUUGUUGGAUGUCUUUCUGUGACAUAUUGAUAUUAUGUAAAAAGACUGUUGACUGGAUGCAGAUGAACAUCUUUAUAAAGAGAUACAUUCAAUAUUUCCUGGAUCACACUUGUGCUUUUUUUCCCCCCAAAAGAUGUUAAAACUUUAAUUGAGCAUAAUUGUUUUGUUACAAAAAAAGAUUGAAACAAAACAACUAAAAACUAGUAUCCAGCAAAAAAAUAGCAGAUUGUUGUGUGACUAAAUCUUGAGUACAUCUGAGUCAAGUGUCCCAAAAGGACACACCAAUCAUUCAUACAGUAUUAGUCUGAUCUGGAAUGGAUCUGACUGUGAACGGCAUCUGCUAUAGUGUGGAUAAAUAAGGUUGAGUAGAUUCACAAGCUGGCAGCACUGCGAAAGGCAAUUACGUCAGUAAGUUUAUCACUCCACUGAGUCAUCGACCAAAGAGGCCAGAUGGACCGAUGAGGUGCAAAUUGGCUGAUUGGAAAAUAAACUAAGAGCGCAAUGAGAGUCAAAUGGGUGACAAAGUGCAGAGAACAGGAGGGAAAUAAGACAACAAAGUGCCAUGCACAUGCAGACAUACGGAUGGAAUAUGAGCUUGAGUGGAAAUGGAAAAGGCAGAGGGGGAGGAAGAAAUCUUUCAAUCUCCUUCGGUCUUAUUAAGGCCACUUAAAAUUGGCCCAUUUUUCACCUUUCACACAAAGCAUGGUGGACAUGCUUUCAUCCUGCGCCCCCAUAUAUGCUACAGCUCCCUCCCGUUCUCAGAUGUUCAGAUGGAAGCGAAGCAAAGGUGUCAAGGUUGACAUUCCGUAGGAGUUGAAGAGUAGGUGUGCACACAGAAUCGCACUGAGCAAGUUGUCACUGCACAGGAAAAACAGGAAAGCUUUUGUGAUGCCACUUGUAGAUUAUAUUCAGUGUUAUACGAGAAGGCAAGCAACAUCAGUUCUCAGAGAUUGGAGCAAUAUCAUUCACUGAACGAACAUCCAUUCUUACACUGCCACCCCUUGUUUUCGUGUUCAGUUUGUCAAUGUGCAUAUUCAGUAUAGAAGAAGGAAAUACAAAUCUAGCUGUUUUUAUAUGU